AUGAGGGUGCACCUGGGCAUGCUGGCGGGCGCAGCGGCUCUGACCGGGGCACUGAGCUUCGUGCUCUUGGCGGCCGCCAUCGGCACGGACUUCUGGUACAUCAUUGACACCGAGCGGCUGGAGCGGGGCGGCCCGGGGGCGUGGGGCCGGGCGGGGGCCGCCAACCGCAGCCAGCUUGAACCUCUGAGCUCGCACUCCGGCCUCUGGCGCACCUGCCGGGUCCAGAGCUCGUGUGUGCCGCUGAUGAACCCCUUCUGGCAGGAGAACGUGACCGUCAGCGACUCAAGCCGACAACUUCUCACCAUGCAUGGGACAUUUGUGAUUCUGCUGCCGCUCAGCCUGAUCCUGAUGGUGUUUGGGGGGAUGACGGGGUUUCUGAGUUUCCUCCUCCGAGUCUCCGUCCUCCUCCUGCUCACAGGGACCCUCUUCCUCUUUGGAGCCUUGGUGACCCUGGCUGGAAUUAGCGUCUACAUCGCAUACUCGGCCGCCGCCUUCCGGGAGGCGCUGUGUCUCCUGGAGGAGAAGGCCCUCCUCAACCAGGUGGACAUCCACUUUGGCUGGUCCCUGGCCCUGGGCUGGAUGAGCUUCAUCGCCGAGCUGCUCACUGGUGCGGCCUUUAUGGGGGCAGCCCGAGUGCUCAGACUGAGACAGAGGCAGGACCAGGCCAUAUGAGCCCGAUGCUUGGUCUGGUGGGAGACAGGGGCCUGGCCUGGGGCCCCAGGGAUCCCUCCGUGGGCUGCAGCCUCCUCUUCCUCAAAGGCCACCAGUGGUGGGACCAACCCAAGGACUGCUGUGGGCUGAGCUCCAGGCCUGGCUGUCAUCUCUGUGCCGUCUGUGCUGCCUGGUGUGGCGUGUCUGUGUGUUUGUGCACGCGCGUGUCCGUGUGGGCUGGAGGAGGCCAUCGGAGUGCAGAACCCACCUCCCACGAAAUAACAGAUUAGCCCCUUGAUCAUAACCAGAACUUUCUGGAUGCAGCCCCGGUGGCCCUCCGCCGGCUUCACUUCAAUCCUCACCCCUCCUCAUUGCAUCAGCUCUGCUUCUUUGCUAAGGACACGAGAGACCAGAGAGGUUAGGUAAGCUGCAGAAAGGUGCACAGUGAGCUGGUAGUGUAUUCCUUGCUCCAAGAACAGUGCUCAAUCCCUUACCACAGUUUUCCUGAGCAGGUCCAGCAGGCUGGCUGCAGCGCGAUUGCUGUGUGUGGGGGUGCUG
This is a messenger RNA of Lutra lutra (Eurasian river otter), 1209 nucleotides long. RefSeq names its product transmembrane protein 114 (gene TMEM114). Gene Ontology annotation, cellular component: apical plasma membrane. The transcript has 4 exons. Lineage: Eukaryota; Metazoa; Chordata; Mammalia; Carnivora; Mustelidae. The record is from RefSeq and is a predicted model, not a curated record. Bases 1 to 672 code for a protein of 223 amino acids.